UUUAAUUUUUUAUGUACGAUUUAUUCUCAUUGUAUAUAGUUUCUAGUUCUCGUUUUCUUGGUUUUGAGUUUUUGUCUACUUGCACAAAGAGGAACAAGAAUGGAGAUUCUCAUUGCGAUCGGUGAAAAAAUCAUUGAUUACACGGUUGAACCAGUCACAAAGUGGCUAUGUUACUCGAUUCACUACAGCAGCAACAUUGAGAGUAUGAAGAAGCAGGUAGAGAAGUUGCAGAAUGCUAGAAAGAGAGUGCAACAUUCCGUUGAUGAAGCUAUAAGAAACGGUGAAGAAAUUGAAGAUGAUGUUAACACAUGGUUGAAAAAGGUGGAUGAGAUUACAGAAGAGACCAGGAAAGUUCUUGAAGGUGAAGAAGAAGCGAAGACAAGGUGUUCUAACGGGGCAUGCAUGAACUUGAAGCUGCGGCAUCAACUAAGCCAGAAAUCAGAGAAGAUAGUGAAAGAUAUUGUUGAAGCGCAGGAAAAUGGCAAAUUUGUGAGCGUUUCCCACCGUCCUGCUACACAGGGGAUAGAGACUAUCGGAUCUAUGGAUUACGUGGACUCUGAAUCAAGAAUGACAACAGUGAAUAGACUUAUGGAGGCAUUGAGAGAUGAUAAUAUCCACAUGAUUGGGGUGUGGGGGAUGGCUGGUGUGGGAAAGUCUACGCUGGUUAGAGAAGUUGCCAAGCAAGCCAUUGGAAAAAAGUUGUUCGAUGAGAUGGCUAUGGCAACUGUGACCCGGAGCCCCAACCUGACAGAAAUUCAAAGAGAAAUCGCAGACUGCCUACAUCUAAAGUUUGAUGUGGAGAGUUCUGUACCCGGAAGAGCAACUCGUCUUUGGGAUAGGUUAACAAGAGGCAAGAAGAUACUUGUUAUCCUUGAUGACAUAUGGGAGACUAUUAAUUUGAAGGAAAUAGGAAUUCCUUCUGAGGGAUGCAAAGUAUUACUAACCUCCAGAAUUCAAAAAGUAUUAUCUGAAGAUAUACACGUCCAAAAGGAUUUUGUGCUUAAAGUUUUACCUGAAGAAGAAGCAUGGAGUUUAUUUGAGAAGAUGGCCGGCGAUUGUGUUAAAGACCCUAAUUUGCAGAGCAUAGCAGCUGAGGUAGCUAAAGAGUGUGCUGGUCUGCCUCUUGCACUUGUAACGGUCUCUAAGGCAUUAAAAAAUAAGGAGUCAUUUGAAUGGGAGGAUGCCUUGCAGCUACUAAGAAGACCUGCUCCCGAACACCUUAACGAAAUGCUGUCAAAGAUAUAUUCUUCUAUAGAGCUGAGUUAUAAACAUCUUGUAAGUGAAGAGGUCCAACACGUCUUUUUGCGUUGUGCUGAAAUGGAUUUCCUCAUUGACUAUCGGGACUUGUUGAAAUAUUGUUACGGUUUGGGUUCAUUUCAUAGCAUUAAUACAUUGGGAGAAGCGAGAAACAGAGUAUAUACAAUAGUUCAAAAUCUGAAAUACUCUUGUCUGUUGCUGGAUUGUCCUCAUAGUUCUAAGGAGUUUCAUAUGCAUAUGCAUGAUGUUGUUCGUGAUGUUGCUAUGCUAAUUGCAACAAAGGAGCAUAAUACGAUCAUCGUGAGAGAUGCUGAUCGGCUAAAAGAAAGGCUAGAUGUGGAUGUACUCAAAAGUUGCAAGGAGCUCUCUGUUAGUGGUGGAGAUUUCCAUGAACUUCCUAACGAAAUAUUGGAAUGUCCAGAAUUAAGACUCCUUUUUGUGUAUGGUGGAAAUCGUUCUUUGGAAAUCCCAGACACUUUCUUUCAAGGGAUGGGGAGGCUCAAAGUUUUGGAUUUCACCAGAAUGCAACUUUCAUCACUUCCUUCAUCAAUUCGUCUCCUUAGAAACCUACAAACAUUGUGCCUGGAUGGUUGUGUGUUAGGAGACAUAGCUGUAAUUGGAGAGCUCAAAAAUUUAGUGAUUCUUAGCCUUAUGGAUUCCAAAUUUUCACAUUUGCCAAGAGAAAUAGGGUUGUUGACUCAUUUGCAGUUGUUGGAUUUGAACAAUUGUUCCAAACUUGAAGUGAUUCCACCUAAUGUCAUAUCAAGCUUGGUCGCAUUAGAAGAGUUGUAUAUGGGAAACACUUGUGUCCAGUGGGAGGCUGAAGGAAAUGCUAGUCUUGUUGAGCUAAAUCAUUUGUGCCAUUUGAGCACUUUACAUAUACAUAUUCCAGAUGCCAGCAAUCUGCCAAAAGGUUUGGCUUUUGACAAGUUAGAAAGAUACGUAAUAUUGGUAGGAGAUGUAUGGGACUGGUCUGGUAGGCGAGGAGAAGCCUCAAGAACAUUAAAACUCAAGCUGAAUACAAGCUUUCAAUCAGAGGUUGAGAUUAAAAUGCUAUUGAAGAGAUUAGAAAAUCUUUAUUUAGAUGAGCUAAAGGGUGUUCAGAGUGUUCUACAUGAAUUGGAUUGGGAAGGCUUUCGACAAUUGAAGCAUCUCCAUAUCCAAAAUAAUCCUGAGAUUAAGUAUAUUAUUAACUUGAUGAUGUCGGUUGUUGCCUUUCCUGCUUUGGAGACUUUUCUUCUCAAAAAUAUGACUAGCUUGGAAGAAAUAUGUCAUGGCCAACUUCCCAGCUUGAGAUCCUUUGGUAAGUUGAGAGUUGUAAAAGUUGAACAUUGUGAUAAAUUAAAAUUUGUCUUCUCAUCAUCCAUAGCUAGGGGCCUUCCUCAACUUGAAGAGUUGGAGAUAAGAGAAUGCAGCAUCAUGGGUGCAAUAGUCAUGAAAGAAGACGGUGGAAUAGAAGACCAACAUACAUCCUUGUUCCCUCAACUGCGUCACUUGGCACUAGAUCGUCUUCCAAAGCUCUUGGGCUUCUUAAGCACACAAAAUUCACUCGUAAGUGAUGCUGGAGAAAUUAUCUCGGAAGGCAAGCCGCUUGAUUUUCACAUGCCAAUUCUACAUGAACAGGUUGUUGUGUUCCCCAACUUGGAAAAAUUGGAACUAUUCUCAAUAGGCUUGGAAGACAUACAGCACAACCAACAUCAGGCAACAAGGUUCUCUUGCAGAUUAGAAAACAUACAAUCAACAUCGAGGUUUGACAAUUUGUUACAGUUGGAUGUGAAGGGCUGUGGUAAUAUAAAAUGUCUACUAUCAUUCUCUACAGCCAGACGUAUGGUGCAACUCAAACACCUUCACAUAGUCGAAUGUAAGGUCAUGGAAGAGAUACUACUCACUGAAGAUUUAGGAGUAGUAGGAGAAAUAAUUCCUAAGGAGUUGUUUCCACGACUAGAAUGCCUAGUCCUAAAAAUGCUUCCAAUCCUAAAAAGAUUUUGUGAAGGAAGUAAUAUCAAAUUUUCAUACUUGAAGCAGCUAGUGAUAGACAAUUGCCCCAAAUUAAAGACAUUCAUAUCUAAACAUGUUAGUUUGGGCAUGACAAGUAGCAAAGAAGUCAAGGAAAUGAACGUAGAGGAGAGCCAUUCUACCACUGUGCAACCUCUCUUCAAUGAAGAGGUUAACUUCCCUCGUUUGGAAAACUUGAUUAUCUCCCACAUGGAUGACUUGAAAAUAUUAUGGCAGAACCAAUUUGCCAUAGAUUCCUUUUGCAAGCUUCAAAGUAUAAAAGUUGAAUUUUGUGAAAAUCUUACGAACGUCUUUCAAUCUGAUAUGCUAGCAAGAUUUCAGAAUCUAGAGGAACUUGUCGUAAGUGAUUGUGGCUCACUGGGGGAUGUAUUUGAACUGCAAGGGCUAAAUGUUAAAGAAACGCAUGCUGUCACAGCCAUUCCAUUGAAACUGCUGCAUUUGGCUCGUCUCCCCAAUAUGAGGCAUGUAUGGAGUAAAGACCCCAAACCAAAUUUCAGCUUUCAAAAUCUAAAAAUAGUGCAGGUCGUGAGAUGUAGGAGUUUGAAAAGUUUAUUUCCGGCAUCCGUGGCCACAUGUCCCACGCAAUUGGAGCAACUUAUGAUAACUGAUUGUGGGGUUGAGGAAAUUGUUGCAGGGGAAGAAACGGCACAACCAAUAAAUAAGUUUGUCUUCCCCCGAGUAGUUGUCCUGCAUCUUGCAGUGCUACCAAGACUAAAGUGGUUUUACCCGGGAGUUCAUACUUCAGAAUGGCCAAUGCUGAAAGAUAUGUUGGUGGCUUGGUGUCCAAAAGUUGAGAUAUUUGCGUCAGAACUUUCAAGCUUUCAAGAGAGCCAACUUGAGAUCCCCAUUCAGCAACCCUUUUUCUUGGUUGGUGAGGUUCCAUUCCCUAGUUUGGAGAAGUUGAGAAUCUCCUACAUGGCUGACUUGAAGAUUCUAUGGCAUAACCAAUUCACUACAGUUUCCUUUUCCAAACGUCCUCAGAUUAUAAAAUUCGAGUUUUGUGAAAAUCUUACUGUUCAAGAAACAUGUGUUUUUACAGCCACUCAAUUAAAAGAAUUGUAUCUGGAGCAUCUGCCAAAACUGAAGCAUAUAUGGAAUAAGGACCCCCAAGAAAUUUUCAGCUUUCAAAAUUCACUUGCAGUACAUGCUACGGGAUGUGAGAGGAUGGAAAGUCUCUUUCCUGGUGCUGAGGAAGACUUUCCUGAAAUUCAGGAAUUUGAGAUGGACAAUUAUGGGGUUAAGAAAAUUGUUGUGAGGGGCCUAAACUCGAGUGGUUUCCCCCAGGCCCAGGAGUUCAUACGUCAGAUUGGCAGUUGUUGAAAGGAUUGGACCUGUAUUAAUGUUAUCAAGUUCAACAACUGAGCAAACUAGAGACCUGCAUUUAACACCUUCUAUUCUUGGUUGAGAGGCAAAUGUUCAGAAUUCUAAAGAAGACGAAGAUCAUUCUUAAUAUGCAACACCUAGAAUGUGGCUUUUCUAUGUUUAGUUUGUGGCACUAAUUAAGGAUCAAGUGUUCUCUCUUUGAAGUCGAUCAGAGGGACAUUAAACGGGGAUAAUCUUUGGUUAUUUGUUUAUAUUGCUUUUUUAUUUUCUUGUUUUGUGAUGUAUUAAAAAUAGAAUUAAAAAAAAAGUAUAAUAUGUAUUUUGCAUGAUACAAUAUUAUUCCUUCCUGAAGUGUAAACUGCUACUUUCUAAUAAGUGGCAAUAGGAUAA
Messenger RNA from Alnus glutinosa, 4986 nucleotides. Its product is annotated as probable disease resistance protein At4g27220. The record is from RefSeq and is a predicted model, not a curated record. NCBI's taxonomy places the organism in Eukaryota, Viridiplantae, Streptophyta, Magnoliopsida, Fagales, Betulaceae. The transcript is spliced from 5 exons. Bases 100 to 4593 code for a protein of 1497 amino acids. Gene Ontology annotation, molecular function: ADP binding.